CCAGCCGUCAUUCUAAGCGCGCGAAACAAAAAACAACACACCACGGAAACACUAGUCACAUCACGGUUGUAUUUACAUACUAACAUAGUUAGAAAUAUAUGUUGUAUUUAGUGAAGCCCUUUGCGUUUGUAUAUGUAAACGGUAACGAUUUGCUGAAAGCUAUCCACGAUACUUGAUAAGAACAAACUUCGGCUAGUGUUGUGCAAAUGAAUGACUCCGGUGCUGCUAGGGAUGAAUAGUUAGCUCAGUGAUAGGAAUUGCUACAGCCAAUGUGAGAGUUAAGUAUAUAACAGGAUUCCGCAGGCAUGGAUCGGUAUAAUGAUGUGAAGGUGCUUCUUAAGAAAUGGGAGCAGUCGUUUGUCCAACAACAACAAAGGAAACCCAAUAAGGAGGACAUUGACAAUGCCCCUGAAGAUACAAAAAACCUCUAUAAGGAGUACCGCAGUUUAAAGCAAGCCAAGGAAAACAGCGACUGUCAAAGUGACCCCAGUGGACAACACCGCGCUACAGUGGUGGUCAAUGUAAAUCCAAAGGACUCAGACUGCUGGGGCACCCAUCUGAACCGCAGCCAGAUGCCGGUCCCCUCCCCUUGCCUGACGCCCCAGGACCGGGACAACCUCCAGGCCUCCGCCCAGUACUAUGGCGCCAAGCUGAAAAGCAACCUGGGCACCCUCGGCAAGGAGAGACCUGUCUCAAUGAGGAAGUCUUUGACUCCUGGACGCACGCCCCUCAAAUCCUGGAAAGACAGGCUGACUGAGCAGACCAGCAGCCCUGCAGCGAGUGCUGCUGCUGCUGCUGCUGCUGCUGCUGCUUCCCCCCUCAGACGCAUCGGCAACCCCUUUCUAGGGUCGCCGGCUACAAAGGAGCCCGUAGAACAGUUUGAGGCCCUCAAUCCAUCAUCCAUCACACCACACGUUGAGUCCAGCGGCGCUGGCAUUGCUAGCACCGUCAGUGUUCAAGGUAGCAGUACUGCAAACGGUAUCAGCGGCGGGAAAAGCCACUCCUCCGGUUCCGAGUUCCAAUCCCCCCGGCUGCCCCAUACGCCUCCUCCCAACAGGACUAUGGGAACGCCGGGAAAGACUGCAGGAUUCUUAGGGAGAUUAAGCGGGAGUGUGGAAUCCGCAGGAGGUGUGAAAAGUACAGUUGAUGCUGCUGAAAGUAUGGCGGACCGUUUGGCAGUUUGGGAUGAAGACGCCGGAUCGCCGAUGGCCUUCGGGGGGGAUCAGCGGGGGGGGUUUCGCGGAGGGGCGGUGGGGGUGACAGGUCGAGGUAGACCCUCGCUCCUGAGCAGGCUGGGCUCUGUGGACCGCGGCUGGCUGGAGAGGUGCCAGGUGUUUGGGGAGGUGGAGGGAGGAGACAAGCCCGUGGCCGGCAAUACGGAGAUCCCAGAGCCCCAGAGGAAACCUGCGGCCGCGGAGAGUGUCGGGAAAGGAGAGACGAGGGAGAGGCCGGGGAGAACGGGAGCAGGAGCAGGAGAGGAUGGAAAAGAUGGAGAUGGAAUAGAAAACAAGAAAAACUAUGAAAAGUCUGAGAUAGGAGAUGUGGGGGCGGGAAAGAGAGCGACCGAGGAAACGGUUGAGGCGUCGGAGUGUGCUUCUCGCAACGUUGCGGAGGCUACCGCCACAGCUAAAUCCACCGGGCGCCGCAGUAAUAAAGUCAAAGGGGGGAGGGGCAAGAGGAAGGAGCCGGAGGGAGAAACGGACCAAUCGACGGAGGCUGAGUCGACCACAGACCAGGUGGGCGAGGAGGUCGCGGCUCGAGAGAAGAAGGUGAAAAAGGAUGAGGAAGAGGGGGAGGAGGAGGAGGAGGCAGAGAAAAGUGAAAAAACAAAAGAACCAGAAAAGGAUCCCCAGGAGAACCUGAUGGGGGAGGUGGACGAGGGGGUCAGAGCCUACAGGGCCUACAAGACCCAGCCGGCCACCAGCAGAGUGAGUAAAGUCACAGAAGGGAACUUCAUCAAGAUCAACCUGAAGAAGAAAUCUCACGUCAAAGGCUAUGCCCUGAGAGGAGCAGGUCUCCGCAAGCAGAUGUACAUGGAGAAGUUCGCGAAGAAGGGGGAGCGUUUCGGGGGUGGUUCCGGAAGGGGGUCCUUCCGGGGAGGGGGGAGGGGCGGCUUCAGAGGGGGCUUCAAUCGCCAAGGAGACACCUGCUACAAGUGUGGGGGGACGGGACACUGGGCCAUGAACUGCAAGGGACCAGCUCCAACCACAGCCUCCAAGGUGUCUGACGACCAACCAGCUGUCGAGGAACCGUUUGAACUGCCCACCCUGGAGGAGGUUGCCAGGGCAACGGGGACUUUGAAAUGCCAAUCACUGGACACUCCGUCCGCCACAGAGGACGAGGAGCUCUCCAAGCCAGGCGAACCGGACGGCAAACAGAGCGACGAGGUGCUCUUGAACGUGAUCCGUCCGGACUACGAGCGGCCCGUCGCCCCUCCACCCAUGGAGCCGUUGUACAGCCCGGGAGCGGACGGGAAAGUCCAGGCGACACCCGAUGCUGUUUAUGAAGCGCUCCGAGAGCUGGGGUAUCAGUCCUUCAGACCCGGCCAAGAGGACGCCAUCAUGAGGAUACUCUCAGGUCUCUCCACCCUGGUGGUGUUGUCUACAGGCAUGGGGAAAUCAUUGUGCUAUCAGCUCCCAGCUUAUCUGUACUCCCAGAGGUCAAAGUGCCUCACCUUGGUCAUCUCACCGCUUGUGUCACUGAUGGACGACCAGCUGUCGGGCAUCCCAGCUAAUUUGAAGGCAGCUUGUAUCCACUCCAACAUGUCCAUGAAACAGAGGGAGGCGGCCAUUGAAAAGGUGAAGUCAGGCGAGGUGUGUGUGUUGCUCCUCUCUCCGGAGGCGCUGGUGGGUGGCGGUGGGUCCAGCAGCGGCUGCCUGCCCCCCGCGGACCAGCUCCCCCCGGUGGCCUUCGCCUGCAUUGACGAGGCCCACUGCGUCUCCGAGUGGUCCCACAACUUCAGGCCCUGCUACCUCCGGCUCUGCAAGGUGCUGCGGGAGCGCCUGGGCGUGCGCUGUCUGCUGGGGCUCACGGCCACGGCCACGCUGUCCACCGCCGUGGACAUCGCCCACCACCUCGACAUCAACGACAAGGACGGCAUCGCCGUGCGCUCUGCCGCCGUGCCUGAAAACCUGCAGCUCUCUGUCUCCAUGGACCGGGACAAGGACAGGGCGUUGGUCUCCCUGCUGAAAGGAGAGCGUUUUGGUUGUCUGGACUCCAUCAUCGUGUACUGCACCAGGAGGGAGGAGACCACGCGUGUAUCCGCACUGCUGCGGACUGCCCUGCAGGGGGUGGUGGUGAAGGACAACCCGUGCUACAGCAGCAGCAGCGCUCAGGCCCAGAGCAACCCUAAUGCCCAGAAGAAGAAAGACCUGGCGAGGAAGAAGAUCCGGAAGCCCCUGAAGUGGCAGGCUGAGUCCUACCAUGCCGGGCUCUCCGCCUCCGAGCGCCGGCGUGUGCAGAACAACUUCAUGUGCGGCGAGCUGCGUCUGACGGUGGCCACGGUGGCCUUCGGCAUGGGGCUGGACAAGGCCGACGUGCGCGGCAUCGUCCACUACAACAUGCCCAAGAGCUUUGAGAGCUACGUUCAGGAGAUCGGGAGAGCCGGGAGAGACGGCUUACCUGCUCACUGUCAUCUCUUCUUAGACCCCGAGGGGGGCGACCUGCAUGAGCUGCGGCGCCACAUCUACUCAGACACGGUGGACUACUACACGGUGAAGAAGCUGGUGCAGAAGGUGUUCCCGCCCUGCAAGUGCAGACAGAUCCACCAGAAACAGCUGGCCCUCGUGGAGCGUAAGGAGGCAAUGGAGGACAAUGAGUUGCUAGAGAUGAUGGAUGUCUGUGAGCCGGAGAGCGACUUAAACACCCCCACACAGCCUGACUUGGCGCAGCCCGUGGACCCUGUUCCACAUGGAGAAGUACCAUCGCCAUCUUCUGCAGAGAUGGAACCCACUCCACAUGAUGAACAGGCCAAGACAGAAGAGCAGCAGGAGGAGGUAGAGGAGGUAAACAAACCAUCAGGGGGUGACGGUCCCAUCACGGACUCGGACCCCACCGUGCCUGAGUCGACGGAGGAGCCGGAAGAGAAGUUAAACGAGGGCGGCGACUGGCCCGUGGAAAGGUUGUGUCACAGCCAUGAGAGAGCCAUCCCCAUCCAACAGACGGUGGAGUCCCUGGACAUCACGGAGGAGGGCGUGGAGACCCUGCUGUGUUACCUGGAGCUCCACCCCCACCGCUUCGUGGAGCUGCUCCACCCCACCCUCUCCGGCUGCAAGAUCAGCUGCUACGACGGACCCCGCCAGCUGCAGAGGAUCACCAAGUUCUGCCCCCCGGUUGCGGUGGUGCUGGCCAGGAAGCGCAUGGCGGGCGAGCGCGUGGAGUGCUGCGACGGGCUGGAGUUUGACGUGGUGGAGGUGGCCGACACCAUGGGCUGGCAGCUCUCCCUGGUGAAGCGCGGCCUCAGGCAGCUACAGUGGAGCACGGAGAAGAGUGGCGGCCGCAGUGGCAUCGUCGUGGAGUUCUCCAGCAUCUCCUUCUACUUCCGUUCCUAUGGCGACCUGGACGAUGAGGAGAUGGACCGCGUGUGUGAGUUCCUCCACCGCAGAGUCCUGUCCCAGGAGAAGACCAAGCUCUACCAGCUGUCAGCCUGCUUCAAGGCCUUCCAGAGCGUGGGCUACUGCAAUGUGUCGGCCUGUGUGGAUGCUCUGGAGGCCGGCCGCAGCCUGCGUCUGAAGGCGCUGCUGUCAGAGUACUUUGAUAAGAAGCUGGACCGGGCCCGGCUACAGGAGCUCCAGGACGACGAGGAGCUCCACCCACUGAAGCUGUGCGACUGGGAGGAUCAGAUCAGAGCAGACAUCAGGAGUUUUCUGUCCCACCGAAGUGACGAGAAGUUCUCUGGCAGAGCGGUUGCCAGAAUCCUCCACGGUAUAGCCAGCCCCUGUUACCCCGCCCAGGACUAUGGCAGGGACCGGCGCUAUUGGAGGAAAUAUCUCAAGUUUGACUUCAACCAGCUAAUCCGAUUGGCCACACAGGAGAUCAUUCGCUUCAAGUAACAGGCAAGGGUACAAACCUCUUUUGCAUCAAAAAUAGAUGUUCUUUUUAAGUACAUGUACACUUGCACAUGUAUAAGAGGGUGAACAUCAACAUGAUUUGUCUUAUUACUUUGAAAUCAUGAAUAAAAGAUGAAUGUAUUUCAACAUGUAAGAAAAAAUGAGUUGCUUUGUGCAUGUGCAUAUGUAAAAAAAAAAAAAAGCAUGUUCUCUGUGUAUAAAUGUGUAAACUGUCGAAUUAAAGUUCUAUUUUUAUAUUUACUGCUUGUUCUCCAUUCUAGUAUUUCACUAUAGUGACUUGAAGUGGUUUGUUUGUUCUCAAUCCAA
This is a messenger RNA of Gadus chalcogrammus (walleye pollock), 5375 nucleotides long. RefSeq names its product RecQ helicase-like 4 (gene recql4). Lineage: Eukaryota; Metazoa; Chordata; Actinopteri; Gadiformes; Gadidae. The coding region runs from base 306 to 5051 and encodes 1581 amino acids. The transcript is spliced from 29 exons. Gene Ontology annotation, molecular function: 3'-5' DNA helicase activity; nucleic acid binding; zinc ion binding. The record is from RefSeq and is a predicted model, not a curated record. Gene Ontology annotation, cellular component: chromosome; cytoplasm; nucleus. Gene Ontology annotation, biological process: DNA replication; telomere maintenance; double-strand break repair via homologous recombination.